AUGAGCAACAGUGGUGAACUAGUAACAACAGAUGAGGAGAAGGCUGAGAUUCUAGUGGCUUUCUACAGUGGAGUGUCCACUGAUGGCAUCAGUGGACAAAGGAAAACCUACAUAUGUCAUCGAUCUGGACCUCUGCAAGGCCUUCGACACGGUCACUCACAACAUCCUCUCUCUAAAUUGGAGAGAUAUGGGUUUGAUGGAUGGACUGGUAUUGUGGUAAAUGGCCUGAUUAACGUUAGUAUUUCAACAAUUGAGAAGCGUUAUGAGUUGAACAGUUCCCUCACUGGCUUAAUCUCUGCAAGCUAUGACAUUGCUUUUUGUAUAUUGUCACUGUUUGUAUCUUUCUUUGGAGAAAGAGGACACAAACCACGAUGGCUUGCUUUCUCAGCCUUUAUGAUAGGAUUGGGCUCACUUACUUUUUCCUUACCACACUUCAGCAGUGGAAAAUACCACUAUGGAACUAAAAUUGAAGACACAUGUCAAAUUCCAGGAACAACCUCUGCUAACUUCACUUGCAGUACCAGCACAAAGUCUUCACUUCCCAACUAUCUAUAUAUCUUUAUCCUGGGACAGCUGAUGCUGGGAAUUGGAGGAACUCCACUGUAUACUUUGGGUACAGCUUUUAUUGAUGAUUGUGUCCCAAAACACAAGUCUUCUCUUUAUAUAGGAAUUGGCUAUGCCAUGUCACUGUUGGGCCCUGCUAUUGGCUAUGUCUUAGGAGGCCAACUACUUAAUAUCUAUAUAGAUAUCCAGAUCCCAGGAAGUGCAAAGAUGAGUCAAGAUGACCCACGUUGGCUUGGAGCAUGGUGGAUACCGUUUCUUGGGUGCUUUUUUGCAGUUUGGCUCCUUAUAAUACCUUUUUCAUGCUUUCCAAAACACCUGCCAGGAACAGCAAAAAUACAGGCUGAAAAAGUCUCUGAAACACAUAAUGAUGGAAGUGAGGCACUUGUCGAGGCCAAGAAUAUUGGAAAAAGUUUUAAAGACUUUCCCGUGGCUCUCCUGAUUCUGUUGAAGAAUCCAGUACUUAUGACCCUAAUACUAGCAAGUUCUUCAGAAGCACUAGUUGCCACUGGCUUUACCACAUUUCUACCAAAGUUUAUAGAAAAUCAAUUUGGAAAGACAUCAAGUUUUUCAGCAACUCUUGGAGGGCUCGUGUUAAUUCCAGCAGCAGCACUAGGCCAAAUCAUAAGUGGCCUUUUGGUUUCCAAGUGCAAAAUGGAUUGCAGAAGCAUAAUCAAGUUCAUGAUAGGCACUUACACAGUGGCCCUACUAUUAAACACAGUGUUUUUAUUUGCUAAGUGUGGGAAUGAGCCUUUUGCAGGUGUCUCUGAAACAUAUAAUGGGACAGGUACACUACAUAACUUGACUGCACCAUGCAAUGCUGACUGCAGAUGUUUGCGAUCUGUGUACUACCCGGUUUGUGGAAGAGAUGAAGUUGAAUACUUUUCUCCCUGUUUUGCAGGAUGUGCAUCACGUUUUUUUAACAACAUGAAAAAGACAUACCACAACUGCUCCUGUAUUGGGAAACCAAAAAGAGAAAGUGUUUCAGAGGAUUUUCUUUAUGAAGCUGUCCCUGGGAAAUGCCCAACACAAUGCAAAUUAUUACCUUUAUUUCUGACCUUCUUCUUUUUUGCUGUCAUUUUUACAUAUAUGGCUGUUACUCCAACAACUGUGGCCAUUCUCAGGUGUGUGUCAGAUAAACAACGUGCGUUUGCUCUUGGAGUACAGUCUUUGUUUCUACGACUACUGGGUACUAUUCCUGGUCCAAUUUUGUUUGGUGUUGCUAUAGACAACAGUUGUACUCUCUGGGAUAUUAAUGAAUGUCACGUUAAAGGAGCCUGUUGGGUUUAUGACAAUGAAAGAAUGGCUUAUCUGCUGAUGGGCAUAAGUGCUAUUUGCAAGAUCAUCACGGUUAUCGCUGUGGUCAUGGCAAUAUGGUUGUAUAAGCCUCCACCAGCAAGUUCAGCCCUGUCAGGAAAGAAUUCAGAAAUGGUAUCUGCUGUGGAGGUUAAGUAUACAACUAAAGAUCCCGUAUAA
This is a messenger RNA of Chaetura pelagica (chimney swift), 2037 nucleotides long. RefSeq names its product solute carrier organic anion transporter family member 4C1-like. The coding region runs from base 1 to 2037 and encodes 678 amino acids. NCBI's taxonomy places the organism in Eukaryota, Metazoa, Chordata, Aves, Apodiformes, Apodidae. The record is from RefSeq and is a predicted model, not a curated record. Gene Ontology annotation, cellular component: membrane. The transcript is spliced from 14 exons. Gene Ontology annotation, biological process: transmembrane transport; sodium-independent organic anion transport. Gene Ontology annotation, molecular function: protein binding.